Messenger RNA from Octopus bimaculoides (California two-spot octopus), 1032 nucleotides. RefSeq lists its product as uncharacterized. NCBI's taxonomy places the organism in Eukaryota, Metazoa, Mollusca, Cephalopoda, Octopoda, Octopodidae. The record is from RefSeq and is a predicted model, not a curated record.
GUGUGUUUGCAUAGAUAUAUACGGAAUGCACAUUACGAAACCGGAGUUUAAGAUUGAGAAACGAAUAACAAUGCCGACAGAUACGAGUCAAACGACACAGAUGCACUUCAUCCAGAAGUACUGGAGAGUCACCAAUAACUAUCACUUUCAUCCCAGGUACUCCUACCCUGGCUAUGUUCUGACCAUCACCAUGACACCACAUUUUCACACCUUGAGUGUUGAUCCGGGUAUCAUAAUUUUACUCCUGACAGUCAACUCCAAUGGACCCCAGAAAUCUACACCAAUGCAUGAUGUUGCUCUCUGUUUUUUAAGGCGACACAGGUCUGGUCUACGCAAGACUACACCAUAAUAUUUGUGGGUUUCUGUUUUUUUUUUGGUAUUCUAUAUAUCUCACGUUUUGGUUCGGUUUAGUAUGUCUUUCAUAUAAAUAUAUUUAAUUUUAGAAUUAAGAUUAUUAUUUCGCGACUAAUUUAAGAAUAACAACAGAGACUUUACUUAUAUUGUGAUUCAAUGCUCAGAGUAAAGUCUCAUAUGUAAAAUUUUAUUUGACUGGGAAAAGGUUUCGCCUUUUGAUUCAUUCCACCACACUGUUGAAUGAACCUAUGAGCGAAACUUGAAGUCCAAGUCAAAUCGAUUAAACCCAUAUAUAUGACUGUAUGUGUUUCCUCGAUACAAUCGUAUAUAUGUGAGUAUAUGCUUUUUAUUAUUAUUCUUUGAAUGAAGGUACGGAGCAGGAAGACUCGUUAGUACACCGGGCAAAGCACUUCGCGGCAUUUCUUCUGACUUUCCGUUCUGAGUUCAAAUUUCACCGAGAUUGACUUUGCCUCUCAUUCUUUUGAAGGCGAUGAAAUAAUUACCGCUCAAUUCCUGGGGUCGAUGUAAUUAAUAAAUCCCCUUCUCUAAGAUUUAAAGCCUUGUACUUAUUUCAGAAAGGAAAGUCACUUUACAAAAAGCAAAACUUCAUUGGGGAUUUUCCUGACGGUAAAAUAUAGUUUCACAUCAUGAAUUUCAGUAAAUUUAUGCAUAUUUAUG